AUGGCGGAAGCUGAACAAGCCCAACAACAACCUGGAUUCACCUCCACGACGCAAAAAUUCUCCAAUGUUUCCUUCAACAUAUGGCCACCGACUGACCGCACUCGGGACACCGUCAGAAAUCGCCUGAUCGAGACCCUUUCUUUUCCUUCAAUUUUAUCCAAGUGUUACGGCAUUGUUCCAAGCGAAGAGGCGACGGAUGUAGCGACCAGGAUCGAGAAGGAAGCGUUUUUGUCCGCUGUGGGUGUUGCGACCACUGACAAUGAUGGGUUCAAAAUUCUUCAAGUUUAUUCCAAAGAAAUCAGUAAGAGGAUGCUUCUUCAAGUUUAUUCCAAAGAAAUCAGUAAGAGGAUGCUGGAUACCGUGAAAUCCAGAUCUGAUGAAGCGGAGCCCGAGAGCAAGCCUGUUGAGGAGCCGGAGGUGGAGAGCAAGACGGAGGAGCAGAAUGAGGAGGAGGAUAUGGGAUCCACUGCUCCGCCUCAAAGUGAGAAAAUAGAGUCUGUUGUUGAUGAUGAGUGA
This is a messenger RNA of Fraxinus pennsylvanica, 516 nucleotides long. The record is from the annotation of a GenBank genome assembly. NCBI's taxonomy places the organism in Eukaryota, Viridiplantae, Streptophyta, Magnoliopsida, Lamiales, Oleaceae.